AUACCGUUAGAAAUACACCACCGACAUCUGAACCGGACUCAUUAAAACGAUGUCGUUUAACACUUAUGAUCAGCUGUGUGUUCGCUGACACUAGUCUUUCCACACUAUUCACUGUCUGAUUCGUUAGAUUGAGCUUGUUUUUGGUGUUUGUUUUGUAAUGGCGCGUCGGUCCGGAGAUUGCAUGAGAUGUCUUGUGAUCUUCGCGGUGGUAUCUGCUCUACUAGUGUGUGGACCUGCGCUUUAUUGGAAAUUCAACAAAGGUUUCGUUGGAUCAUCCACUCGUAGAAACUCUAUGUGUCCUCCUUGCGUCUGUGAUUGCCCACCUCCUGUCUCUCUCCUCGGGAUUGCUCCUGGCCUUGCAAAUCUCUCAGGUACAGAUUGUGGAGGUGAUGAUUUAGAGCUCAAACAGGAAAUGGAGAAGCAGUUUGUGGACCUUCUGACCGAGGAGCUUAAGCUUCGAGAAGCAGUUGCAGAUGAGCAUAGCCGUCAUAUGAAUGUUACCCUUGGAGAAGCUAAAAGAGCUGCGUCUCAGUAUCAAAAGGAAGCUGAGAAAUGCAAUGCGGCUACUGAGAUCUGUGAGUCAGCUAGGGAGAGAGCUGAAGCUUUGUUGAUCAAGGAGUGGAAGAUCACUUCUUUGUGGGAGAAGAGAGCUCGUCAAUCAGGCUGGGAAGGUGAAUAAAAACUGAUUUCACUUCCCACGUUUUUCCAUAUAUGUAGUUUAUUGAUUUGCCUUUGGAUCUGAAUAUAUAGCUAAAAGGAAGGCUUGGCCAUUGUAUUGACUUUUCUUCAUUAUAUAUACAAAUUGUCCAUU
Brassica oleracea var. oleracea is the source of this 811-nucleotide messenger RNA. RefSeq lists its product as uncharacterized. The transcript has 3 exons. Bases 158 to 679 code for a protein of 173 amino acids. The record is from RefSeq and is a predicted model, not a curated record. NCBI's taxonomy places the organism in Eukaryota, Viridiplantae, Streptophyta, Magnoliopsida, Brassicales, Brassicaceae.